AUCCUUCUCAUCUUUCUGUACACCUCCUCUCAUGGGCUGAUUCUACUCUUUGAAAGGACUGCGACUAAAUGUGCAAACACAGACUGAAUUGGUCUGGCUGAUUCAUAGACUUGCAAAUGGACUUUAAGCUCUUUGAGUGGGGUGGGUUCUUUAAACUGCUCAGAUUUAACUAAAUUUUAAGGUUACCCCCAUCUAGAUUAAUCUGGGCAAUUGAAGAAAAAGUGUGGGAGGUACCUGUUAUUGAGACAUACAGAACAAAAGAAUGGAAACCGAUAAGACUGAGACCUGUGAUCAUAGAAAAGGAGGCUUGAAAUAUAGUUUUUAAAAGUUUGUCCAUAGUUGAUACUAAGAACAGCAAAUAUUGCACAAAAUCACAUGCAUGUAGACCACUGAGUACAUGUACAUGCAUUUUGUGAUUUUGGCAAAACACCAAAUGUAAAAAGGUUUUGUUAUGGUAACAGAUUUGCUUUUCUUAUGUGCUCAAGCAUCAAAAGGAUUAGUCAGGAUUUCUCUGCAACUGAAGUCAGCAUAAGCAGUAUUUUUUUGGUGGCCAAUCUGAAUAGAGACUCGCUGCCUUUUGAUAAUCUCCAAACAGAUUUACCUGUGGCUUAAGACAGUAUCAAAAGCUCUCCAAGCGCAGUGUCCAAAUCCCAACAGUGGGGGUUGGACACUGCUUGGCGAGCCUUUGAUACUGUCUUAUGGUACAUUGUAGAUCUCCUUGGAUAUUAGCUUUUUGGCAUAAAAAGCAGCUCACAGUCUCUGACGGAACAUUUGGCUAGAAGUACGUAUGAGAUAUGAAGUUGACACUGGCUAAAAUCCUAUAUCUGCUUUUAACCACUUGUGUGCUCCAAGACAUUCCAUACAAGACACUAGCUGCAAUGGACAAUGUUGUGUGAGUACCUUGAUGUUGGUUUUACUAGCUAUAUGUCUCUAUCGUUAUAGCAAAUCCAAUGAAAACAUGUUAUGAAAAAAAAGUUUGUCAGGGUAGUAUUCUAAAAAUUGUCUCAAGAAAGUUAAAAAACCAUGGACUACAUAAAUGACUGCACCAAUAGCCUUCUGCCACCCUUUUGGAUCCAGAGAUAAUGUCUAACAUUAGUAACUUAGAAUUUUGAAAUUAUAGUAAAAGCAUUUGAAUAUGGCAUGUCUACCAAAUCUUAAUAUUUUCACAUUAAUAGCUGUAUACGUUAUGACAAAGGAAGAGAUAACUUUGAUGGGAACAUACCCUGAAUAACAAUUUCCUGAAUAAAAAUUUAACCAUUUCAAUGGCCCUCUUUCAGUAAACAUUGUGUGAUGUUAUGCUUCAUUUAUUGUACUUCAUUAUAGCUUAACUGCUGCAAGCCAGUGCACCAACAAGCACCAAGGAGUUUUUUCAUCAUGGCAUUUUAGUGUGGGUGAAAUGGGGAACAUAAACUACAUUAUCAGCAAUCGUUCUAUUGUAAGUAAGUUUUGCCAUAACUCUAAACUUGGAUGAUAUUCCUUUAUUAGUAUCUGUAUGGUAAAGAUAUCUAAAUAUGGAGAUACUACUAGUACAGUAUAAUGAAAGAUGUGUAAAUUGCAGUGGAUGAAAAGAAGAGUAAAAGGUUACAAUAUGUAGAGAGAUUGACAUUUACCCAUUUGUAUUUGAGAUGCAAUCUGGACGCAGGGUCAUCAGUGGUGGCUCUCCUACAGUCAACACAAGAGGUGAAACAACAACAGAACAAAGCGUACGUCUGACCCUGCAGCCUUUUCUGAAACCCUGCCCUGUGGUGGAGAUCUGUUCCAACACUAACCCCUCCAGAGUAGAAAAUCCAGUCUACAUCAUACAAACAUGUGGCUAUGGACGACACACUUUCCCACCGAAAACAGGAUGUAAUCUUAGUCUUUCAGCAGGAAAGUAUGAUCCCCUGUUCAUCAAGUUCCUCAACCUGAAUAUUUCUGAAGGUGACACCUUGAAAAUCUACAGCCAAGUGCAGCAUUCCCUCAACGCAUCUACCAUACCAGGACCCAUCAGGGUGCAGAAUUACUACAGUGUCUAUUACAAGUCAGCAAAGGCCAUGGAUCGUCCCACUUGGGGCUGGCGAGCCCUGGUGUAUGCAGAGGUGGCCACAGAGGCUGAAAUGAAACGAUGCAUGAACAGCACACCAACAGUACCCUGUGUUCCCCAGCGUCCCUCUUCAUGGGCAUGAAGCAUAGUGUCAGAGAAUCAAUUUUUCCCUUAGUGAGUGUAGCACUCCAGCUGACAUGAUGGGAUAUUAAGCCGUGGUCCACUGUUCAUUGUUCAAGAAGUGCUACUGGGAAUUUCCCCUGUAACAAUGAACUUGUAAAUACUGUACAUAGCCUCUAUAUUUUCUGUCAUACCCAGUGGAAGAUUAGCUCUUCAGUCAGCCACACUGGUUGCAGAUCACUUUGUUCCCUCAACAAAAUUUUGUAAUGUUGGUAAAUGACUGAGUAUAUUGAGACAAUGCUUUGUAAAUAUGACAGUACGUUUAGGACCCCAUUUGUAACACUGCAACAGCAACACCUAGCUGCAACAUUAAGUAGAACCCGUCCUAAAGCCCUGAGGAAGGUGACAGUCACAGACAGUCUGCACUCAGCAGCGUGGAUACCACCUUGGUUGUGAAUAUUAAAUAUCUUGAUACUCUGUGCCUCAAAAAUGCUGACAUACCUAGUUGGCCAGUAUCCAAGAUCAAAAGGCUUGAUCACAUCAAUCACAAGGUGACUGUAGAGUCUGUAGAGUCAGAGUAUAGACAGCAUAGUCAUAGCCUGCAAGCAACAUUUCUGUAAUCAAGGUUAUCACGGAGGUU
Branchiostoma floridae (Florida lancelet) is the source of this 2783-nucleotide messenger RNA. RefSeq lists its product as uncharacterized. The transcript has 5 exons. The record is from RefSeq and is a predicted model, not a curated record. NCBI's taxonomy places the organism in Eukaryota, Metazoa, Chordata, Leptocardii, Amphioxiformes, Branchiostomatidae. Bases 1626 to 2165 code for a protein of 179 amino acids.